AAAAGACAGACACCACCACAUACAUCCCGCGCGAUGCUCACACGCCGCCUCGCCGGGCCCUCGCGCGCCCUCCUGUUGCGGAGUUUGGCCACCGCGGCCGCCGCAGAGGCGCCGCCACCACCCUCAGCACACUCCGCCGCCGUCCCCGGACACCAGCCUCUCCCUCCCGACACCUUGGCAGGCAAGAUGUCGGCCCUCCUCGCCGAGGCUCAAGGACGGGGCGCAAACCGUGCGCGCAACAAGUUGUACGAAGCAUUCACUUCACUGUCGCCUGUGGAGCGCGCCUCACUCUCGCCCGAGAGCAUGCACUCGAUUCUGCGCGCAAUCGUCCCCCGCCACGACGCCGGCUGGAGGGCGGUUCAGCGCGCCCCGCCGCGAAAGCGCAAGGCGAUGAACGACCAGCUCGCCGACACCUGGGGACGCAAGUUGCGGUCUGUUAUCUCUGAGAUGGUCGAACGCGACAUCGACACGCGUGCCGACUGGCAGUUUGUCCUCCAGUGUCUUUUGAAGGUCGGCGCCGUCGGCGCCGUCGAGAGCGUGUGGCAGGUGUUGCCCCCCAGGUUGCGGAAGGACCGCGAGUUUGCCGAGCUUCGCCUCGGCACAGUAUCGCGGUGGGCGAGGAAUGCGCGAGCUGCAUUCGUCGCGCCGCAGCAGGUGGAAUUGGACGCGGCGUACCGUUCGUUCUGGGACGCCUUCGCAGUCUUCGGAGAUGCGAAGGUGAAGACUGUUCCAAUCACACAUCGCAUCCUCUGUGUUGCAAGUGCUGAUCUUGCUGCGCUUAUGCAGCUCAUCGAGGCGCGGGGGACAGACAGCGCGCGCAUCACGGAGGCGAUGGAGGCGCUCCAUCGUAUCUUCCGCGCGGUGCUGGAGCGAGCAUAUGGCUUCGACAUCAACGCCAUCCCCCUCUCAGCGGACCAGCUGGCCGAGCGCCGCAGCGAGUUCCGCCCCAUGCCACCUGCCGUUCUGAAUGCCGUCCUGGAUUACCUCCGCUUGUCCGGCAUGAACGCAUACCAACUCUUCGCGGCGUUUGACGUGCUCACUUCCGCAUCACGACCACCACGCGAGCGCGCCUUCGAAGAAGAAGACGAGGAUGAUGUGCCUACCCUCGAGUCGGAAACGGCCAAGGCCGAGAGCGACCCAGACCGGACGAACUGGUGGGGGCGGAAAGUGAACCGGGCAACGUACUUUGAAGCGGCGCACCCACCUCCCGCUGGAUCCACAUCGGCAUCUGAACACCUUGCAACCGAGCCUGAAACGGUUUCUUCACCGCGCGACUACCAAACGGUCCGGAAUGUGUCCGACUACCUCCGGCAGCCCGUGUGGCCGCGGGACGUUGUCGCCAACGCGGCGACGGUCGCCGAGAGCAAAUGUUACGACGCGGACACGGUGCUGCUCCUUCUCAAGGCCGCGCGGGCGGAGGGUGAGAGAGGUCUCCUCCAGCGCAUUCUGGAAGUGUGCGUGGUCGACGCCUUCACAGCCGACUCUGUCUGGCUGUCCGCGUACCUCGCCGCGCCACCGGCCGAGCGCACCGCCCUCCCGCGCCCUGUGAGGAUAUCGCCUGAGUGGUUCGCGACCACGCUGGCCGAGUACACGACAGCGUACGACCGGUAUGCGCCGCGCACAGUCCCCCUCCUCGAACGGGUGAUCGCAUGGACAACGCAGAAGAUCGACGUCAUUGCAUCCGCUGAGACACCGCACUGCGAGCACAAGGUGGUCAACGAGCGCGUCAUGCUCGCCCCACUGGAUAUGUCGCCCAGAGAGCUGCGGUUCCAGCGUAACAGCCGUAAAUUCAUUGCGCCAGACUACCUCGCAGGGCUGUAUCGCGACCUGGACGAGUUCGCCAACUACCUCCCGCGCGCGCAGUUCCAGACUGAGCGGCGCAAGGGCUGGAAGGCGUCGGCGAAAGAGCGCAGAGGAGGGGCCUCGCAUCGGUUGGAGCAUCGGUCGGAGGAAAGUCUCGACCAAGUGGACUAGAGGGCUGGAGCUAGACGCAUUGCAUUUUGUACUACUAUGCACGGAUACAUCGCAA
Messenger RNA from Cutaneotrichosporon oleaginosum, 2029 nucleotides. RefSeq lists its product as uncharacterized. NCBI's taxonomy places the organism in Eukaryota, Fungi, Basidiomycota, Tremellomycetes, Trichosporonales, Trichosporonaceae. The record is from RefSeq and is a predicted model, not a curated record.